This is a messenger RNA of Paraglomus brasilianum, 1704 nucleotides long. NCBI's taxonomy places the organism in Eukaryota, Fungi, Glomeromycota, Glomeromycetes, Paraglomerales, Paraglomeraceae. The record is from the annotation of a GenBank genome assembly.
AUGUUUGGAGAUGAUUCGUUAGUGUUAGGAGACUUCCAAGUUGUAAUAAAAAAAGAUAACGACGAUAAUGAUGGAGAUAACUCACCCGCUACCUCUAAUCAAGCAACUCCAUCUUCUCAACCGAUAACUAAUUCAAACGAAAAAACCGAUAAUUCAGUAAACCCAGGCAAUUCUCCGAAGCCAAAUCCAGAAAAAGAUAGUCUGUCCGAAGAAAAAAAUAGUAAAGGAGACAACGCACCUAAAUCUACCGAAAAUUCGCCUAUCAAAACUGAUAAUCAAACCCCAAUAUCUCAAUAUCUCAGGGACAUUAAGCAAGUAACUUUAACUUCAGAUGGCAAUUUAAUUAUUGAAUUUAAUAACUCAGCAAGUAACCAUUCAACAGAGUGUGCUGGUCAUCCGUGGGGAGAGAAGACUCAAUACCGCCUCUAUGGAGAAGGGAAAAAUUUCUUCAAGAGGUUGAUUGGUAAGCCAACCAUCUAUUCUGCUCUUGCUUCUCUUGAGCCUCACGAAGUAAGGGAUAAGGACAUUGAGUUUAGUGGUCUUACCAACAAAAACAAGGUAAAAAAAAUUCACACUACUCAGCCUCUGAGUAGUAGGAUUGACCUGUUCGAGGAGGAAAAGUCGCUUAGAAAAGGGGAGGCUGGCAUUCCGGGUACUAGGUUUAAGGAUGUUGGAGGGCUACAAGAGGCCAAGGAAGAAUUAGGAGAGGUAGUUUCCUAUUUUCAUAAUCCGCAGUCCUUUUGGCAACGAGGAGCCAAGGUUCCAAAGGGGGUGCUAUUAGUCGGUCCGCCUGGCAAUGGCAAAACUUUAUUGGCUAAGGCUUUAGCGGGGGAAUGUCGUCUGCCUUUUCUCUUUCGUUCUGGUUCUGAAUUUGAAGAAAUGAUGGUGGGAGUGGGUGCCCGUCGCAUGCGGGAACUUUUUAAGCAGGCUCGUAGUUAUCCCCAAGGCUGUAUUGUUUUUAUUGAUGAAAUUGAUUCAAUUGGUCGUAAAAGAUAUUCCCGGAAUACUGGUCACGCCGAACAAACUUUGAACCAAUUAUUAAACGAAUUGGAUGGCUUUCAUCCCCGUGAUAACGUUGUUAUUUUGGCGGCCACUAACUCUUUAAAAGUCUUAGAUAGUGCUCUUUUAAGACCCGGUCGGUUUGACCGUCAAAUUUACAUACCUCUUCCUAAUUUAAAAGGACGGCGAGAGAUUAUUAGGAUUUGUACUCGCAAACUCUCACUUAAAUCGGACGUUGAUUUAGAAGAAAUCGUGGCCAUGACCAAAGGCCUAAGUGGAGCACAAAUCACUAAUAUGUUUAAUGAGGCUUCUAUUUUGAGCAUCCGUCAUGGAGAAAAAUUUAUUGACUAUGAAAUGAUUUUUGAGGCUUAUGAUCGGGCUGGUCAUGCGGUUAUUGGUAUGAGUUUGCCCGAAACGAUUGUCAAAAAAAUUACGAUUGUUCCACGUUUGCAUGCGGGAGGUGGGCGAGCCAGUGAAGAGUUAAUUUUUGGCCUAGAUUAUAUUACAGGAGGGGCCUAUGACGACUUCAAAAAGGCUUCGGGAAUUGUUCGUGAUUUAAUUUUACAUUAUGGAAUGUCCGACUUAGGGAUUAUUCCCACCCAAGAAUCUUUUUUUUAUGGAGAAGAAAUGUUAACUGCCGAAUUACCCGAAACCGCUAAACAAAAAAUUGAAAAUGAACGAGAAAAAAUAAUGAACCAAUGUUGA